This is a messenger RNA of Melozone crissalis (California towhee), 1725 nucleotides long. RefSeq lists its product as uncharacterized. Gene Ontology annotation, biological process: nucleus-vacuole junction assembly. Bases 1 to 1725 code for a protein of 574 amino acids. Gene Ontology annotation, molecular function: protein binding; protein-membrane adaptor activity. The transcript has 14 exons. Lineage: Eukaryota; Metazoa; Chordata; Aves; Passeriformes; Passerellidae. The record is from RefSeq and is a predicted model, not a curated record.
AUGGGUCAGCUAUGUGGACGAUGCAUGCAGCUCCUGCGGGACUUCAUAGGCUUUGUUCAGAGGAUGUCCUCUGACUUGGUGCAAGGCAUCAAGGAAUGCUUAACUCUGAUAAGCAAUUGCUCCUGCUUAAAACAGAACAGCUCUAAAAACAGGCAGCUGUACAAGCCCAUCCUACAGCCUCAUGAGAGAGUGACUGCACAGGAGUUUCUGCAACAUAUUGAAACAGAUUUUGAAAUGUCUCCACUGGGAAAGGACCCUCUGGAAGCCUUGAGGACCUUAUCCUUUUCAGAAAACCCAGGUUUACAGCAGUCGGCUGCGCUCUAUUACUUGCACGUGAGUCAGCACAUGAACAUCCCCCUGCCUGUGGAACAUCUGGAACCCUUCUAUGCCUUACUACGUUCUGCUGACCUGGAAGUGCAGCAGAUGUCUUCCUUGUCCCUUGUCAACUUCCUGCUGGAAGGAAAUAUUGACAAAGAAUUAGUUGUCCAAAUGGGUUUACUUGAGCCAAUUCUGGAUCUGCUUGAAUCAGAGGAUCCCACUGUCCAAUGUAAUUCCUGUGCCUGCAUCAUGACUUUGGCUGUUUCAGAGUCCAACCGAGAGGCUAUUGGUGCUGCUAGAGGAGUUACACCCCUACUGUCUCUUGCCAAUUCCUAUGAUCCCAGAGUCCAGCAAAAUGCAGUUGGUGCUAUUCUGAACCUCACACAAUCAGAGAAAAUCCAACAAGUUCUAUGCAAGGAAGGAGCCCUACCAGUUCUUGCCUUGCUGCUGGAAUCUCCUGACUCAGAAGUCCAGUACUACAGCUGUGCUGCCCUGAGCAACGUGGCAGCCAAUGUUCAGCACCACAAAGCCUUGCUGAGACCCAGUGACAGAUUCCUGCUGCGGACACUGAUCUCUCUCCUAUCCUCUUCCGUGGACAAGGUUUCAAGCCAGGCAUGUGUUUGCCUAAGAAAUUUGGCUACCAGUGUGGACAUCCAGGCCGAAAUGGUUGCUGAGAACGUCCUGCCCCAGCUGUGCUCUCUCCUGGCCUCUGGAAGCGAGGACGUGCGCCGUGCCUCCAUCGCUCUGGUCUGGAUACUCUCCCAGCACCCGCCCAACCAGGACACUCUGGCAUGUGCUGAGCUACUGCAGAGCCUGGGGAUGUUACUGGCAGCACAUAAAACAGACCCUGUGAUUGUUGGACAUACUGCUUGCAUCAUCAGAAACCUGUGCCUUUCUAAAAACAGACAGAGAAUCACGGAGAGCUGCUGUGUUGAAGGUCUCCUCCAGACCCUGCUUUUGACCGACACUCAGGAAGACUCCCUUCAUUACGUGACAUCCUGCCUUGCUGAGCUAGCAAAGCAAGAAGGAGCCAUGUUACACAUGGUCCAGUGGAUGGAUGAACCUUUGACAAGGUGCUUGGUGAGACUGGCUGGCCAACUGGAACAUCCUGAGCCUUCCUUUCAUGCUGCUUCCAUCAUCCAGCACAUGAUCAGUCAUGAAAAAAUGAUGCUUUUGUGGAAAUAUCACAUUGAAGAGAUUCAAGCCUACCUCAAGAAUUUUCUUACCCACCAAGAGGUCCGUUUUCAACAGCUGGGCAUCUCCACACUCUGCAGACUACGAGCAGAUCCAGACUUUUCAUUAGCAUUCAGAAAAAGCCAAAUGGCCAAACUCCUUGAGCAAGUCCGUCAGCAAACAGAAGAAACUCAAGAGCUCCUUAGGGCAGCUAUGUGCCAUGAAGACAGUUAA